AUGGGAGGUAUUUUCAGUAGCAGUAGCAAGAAGGUGGAUUACAGUGGCAAGCUCAUCGUCAUCACCGGCGGAGGAAGUGGAAUUGGUCUUGAAAUGGCCAAGAGCUUUUCCCGGGAUGGGGCUCAAGUCGUCAUUACCGGGCGUACCAAGUCCAAGCUUGAAGCAGCGGCAAAGGAGCACGAAAAUAUCACUCCAUUUGUCUGUGAUGUCUCCAAGGAUGAUGACAUGAUCAAGCUUCGCGAUGCCAUGGAGAAGAAGGGCGGUGUCGACUUUCUCGUCAACAAUGCUGGAGUCGCUCAUGACAUUGAUUUUCUGGAUGAGACAAACAAAAUCAGUACACAAUUCUAA
Cylindrotheca closterium is the source of this 348-nucleotide messenger RNA. Lineage: Eukaryota; Bacillariophyta; Bacillariophyceae; Bacillariales; Bacillariaceae. The record is from the annotation of a GenBank genome assembly.